This is a messenger RNA of Lodderomyces oxycetoniae, 915 nucleotides long. RefSeq names its product Yhm1p (gene YHM1). The record is from RefSeq and is a predicted model, not a curated record. The coding region runs from base 1 to 915 and encodes 304 amino acids. Gene Ontology annotation, molecular function: guanine nucleotide transmembrane transporter activity. Gene Ontology annotation, cellular component: mitochondrion. The transcript has a single exon. Lineage: Eukaryota; Fungi; Ascomycota; Pichiomycetes; Serinales; Debaryomycetaceae.
AUGUCACCAACAGCCCAUUCUGCUUCAGACCAAAAGACAACCGGUCUCGCAAGAGUCCUUGGUUCGGCGACUGCGGGGAUUGCAGAGAUUAGUGUGUUUCAUCCAGUCGAUACGAUUUCCAAAAGGUUAAUGUCUAAUCAUACUAGAGUAACCUCGGCCCAUCAAUUAAAUCAAGUGAUUUUCAAAAAUGCGGCAAUGGAACCCUUUUUCAAAAGGGUGUUUACUUUAUUUCCUGGUUUGGGAUAUGCGGCAUGUUACAAGAUUUUACAAAGAGUUUACAAAUAUGGUGGUCAGCCAUUUGCUAAUGAGUUUUUGGUCAAGAAUUUUAGAGAUGAGUUUGACUCUUUAUUUGGCCCCAAAAACGGUAAGGCCUUAAUGAGUGCCACUGCUGGAUCGCUUAUUGGGAUUGGUGAAGUUGUUUUAUUACCUUUGGAUGUAUUAAAGAUCAAGAGACAAACAAAUCCUGAGUCAUUUAAAGGUCGGGGAUUUCUCAAAAUUAUUACUGAUGAAGGGUUUGGUUUAUAUAGAGGUUGGGGCUGGACAAUGGCGAGAAACGCACCGGGGUCAUUUGCAUUAUUUGGUGCUAACUCCUUUGCCAAGGAGUACAUUUUUGGCUUAAAGGAUUAUACACAGGCAACAUGGACCCAGAAUUUCGUUACUUCGAUAUUUGGCGCUAGUGCGUCAUUAAUAGUAAGCGCUCCAUUAGAUGUCAUCAAGACAAGAAUCCAAAACAGGAACUUUGAUAACCCGCAAUCGGGAUUUACUAUAUUGAAAAACAUGUUCAAAAAUGAAGGUAUCACUUCUUUCUUUAAAGGGUUGGUACCUAAACUAUUAACCACUGGACCUAAAUUGGUGUUUUCAUUUGCAAUGGCCCAAUCAUUAAUCCCAGCUUUUGAUAAGUUGAUGAAGAAAUAA